Oncorhynchus kisutch (coho salmon) is the source of this 6136-nucleotide messenger RNA. RefSeq names its product sodium/potassium/calcium exchanger 3-like. The record is from RefSeq and is a predicted model, not a curated record. The transcript is spliced from 17 exons. Gene Ontology annotation, biological process: intracellular calcium ion homeostasis; calcium ion transmembrane transport. Gene Ontology annotation, molecular function: calcium channel activity; calcium, potassium:sodium antiporter activity. Bases 1032 to 2867 code for a protein of 611 amino acids. Lineage: Eukaryota; Metazoa; Chordata; Actinopteri; Salmoniformes; Salmonidae. Gene Ontology annotation, cellular component: plasma membrane.
ACAAGUCGAGACAACAUAACACAAACACCUCCCUGAACUGUGUCCCCUGGAAAGCUUUCCUAAACACCAGCCGCGGUGAGGCUCUUUAUCUUCCCUGGCCUGACACCUGGAGAAGGGCUGACGACAACAAUACCGUGGCUUUAUGUCUUUAUUUGGGGUUGGAGCAGCGGGCAGAAUCUUCACUAGGGGCCAGAGGAAAACGUGUGCCAGACAUACCGUAGCUCAAGGACUUAAUGCAGGUUGUACUCCUCGAUGUUCUGUAAACAUAGACAGCAUGCACUGGUGUCUGUCUCUGGAUGAGCACGUGUGUGUGGAGAGGGAAGAAACGGCCUCUCUCCUGUUCAGAUAUAAUGUCUGUGAAAUUUUUUAACCCGGGCCAAUUUUACACUUCGCAAACCACAUCACUUUUCUUGUUUGACUACAGUAGUACAUUAGUAAGUCUACUAGUGUCUAUUAUACAUCCAGAGCUGAUGAAGAAUUCCUUCCACUAUGUUCAGGUGUCAAAUUGUCACACUGGUUGCUUGAGGACAUCGACUUGCCUUUGAAAAAUCGUCUAGAGCACUGUUUUCUAUGUUGUUUUGUUGCUCUAUGUAUUGCAUGUCGCCGCCUAGUGGUUCCCACUUUUAACGGAGCGCACAACACGACGACGGACACGACUUCAGAGCCAGUCGUUUGCCACCGCCUCAACUCUUUGGUUUAAACCUGCUUCUGCUGUCACCGACCUUUCAAUCUAUCUACCGAUCUGAAUGCUGUAAGUUUCUGUCGUUACUUCUACACCCACCCACUCCCCAUUUGUAAUCUUGUGUGAUCUCAAGGCAUGGAUGUCACGGUGCGCCUUGGCAUAAUACAAUAUUGUAAUCCAAAUUGAGCACAGUCUGCGAGGGUUUAGCCCUGGUUUACACAAUCCGCUAAUUUGACAUUCAAGUUGUUGUAGGGGAAAGUGUAGCCUAGUGCAAGCUGCUUGUCGCGAAAGUGGAAACCGACCUGAUCGCAAACAGAUAUGUUUUGACCGGUGAGGGACCGACUCCGGAAUGAAGACGGCAGUACAGACUGGGAGACCGCGGCCGUUCCAGCGGUUCUGCUGCUGUGGAGUUGGGCUUCUCGCGGUCAUUUGGCUCUCACAGUUCGCGCACGUGAUAGAGCCGGAGUCAUCCGGGUCUCAUUCUGGAGAGGAUGGCGUUCCAGUCCGUUCCAGACGCAGGCUGAUGCAGGAAGAGUGGACAGAAGAUAACCAGACCCUGGACCUUUCUAGACCAGCCAUCCAUGAGUUUCCAGAAGAUAUAUUUACCAAGGAGGAGCUGAAAAGAGGAGCAGUGCUGUUACAUGUGCUGUGUGCUAUCUACAUGUUCUACGCUCUUGCUAUUGUCUGUGAUGACUACUUUGUUCCUUCCCUGGAGAAGAUAUCAGAGAACCUGCAGCUCAGUGAGGAUGUGGCAGGGGCAACCUUCAUGGCUGCAGGAAGCUCAGCCCCAGAGCUCUUCACCUCUCUCAUUGGUGUGUUUAUCACUAAAGGAGACGUGGGGGUCGGCACUAUCGUGGGCUCAGCGGUCUUCAACAUCCUGGUCAUCAUUGGUGUGUGUGGCAUCUUUGCGGGCCAGACGGUGGUUCUAACGUGGUGGUCUCUGUUCAGGGACUCCACCUACUACAUCUUCUCUGUGCUGGCUCUCAUCCUGGUUAUCUUUGAUGCAAAAGUUGUCUGGUGGGAGGCCGUGCUUCUAAUGACUAUGUAUGGAGUUUACAUUGUUAUCAUGAAGUUCAACUCCCAGCUCUUGGGGUGUGUGACUCGUUGUUUUGGUAGUCCGGGUCAGUGUUGCCUGGGUAGUGAGGGACACCGAGAUGAGGAGAUGGCAGAGGACGGACCCACCUGCAACACCAACAUGGUGCUGCUCAGGAAAGGCCAACCCCAGGGUCAGGAGUUUCCUCCGGUGAUGAUGGUGGACGAACUCCUCAUCCUCAACCCCCACCAGUUGUCCUUUUCCGAGGCUGGCCUGCGCAUCAUGAUUACCCCCCACUUCUCCCCUCGCACCAGGCUCAGAAUGGCGGGCCGCAUGCUCAUCAGUGAGAGACAGAGGUUGAUCAGGAGUCCCAACAGCCAGUUGGAUGGAGAGACCAGCGCAGGGGCAGGGGGCACCCCUCUGAAGGGUUCUGGAGGUCUGGAGAAUGGGGGCAGUGUGGAGAGACAGACCCCCGAGGGGGAAGGGCUAGGGGACGCAGGGGAGAAGCCAGGGGCGGAGGGUUGUCAGGCUGAGGAAGAGGAGGAUGAUGAAGGGCCGUUCAGGCCUCUGCACUGGCCAGAUGGUUGCUGUGCGCGGGUCAAGUGGCUGAUCUCGUGGCCCCUGGGCCUGCUGCUGUACUGCACUGUGCCUAACUGUGUGUUCCCCCGCUGGCACCGCUGGUUCAUGGUCACCUUCGUGGCCUCCACCCUGUGGAUAGCCAUCUUCUCCUACCUCAUGGUGUGGAUGGUCACCAUCGUCAGCUACACACUAGACAUCCCAGACUACAUCAUGGGUAUCACCUUCCUGGCAGCGGGCACCAGCGUGCCAGACUGCAUGGCCAGCCUCAUUGUAGCUCGGCAAGGUAUGGGGGACAUGGCUGUGUCUAACUCCAUUGGCAGUAAUAUCUUUGACAUCCUGUUGGGGCUGGGUUUCCCCUGGGCUCUGCGCACUCUGGUGGUGGACAACGGAUCGUCGGUCUACAUUAACAACAAGGGCCUGGUGUAUUCUGUUGUCCUGCUGCUGGCCUCUGUCUUCCUCACAGUGAUGAGUGUUCAUCUGAACCACUGGAAGCUGGACCGCCGGCUGGGCCUGGGGCUGAUAUUCCUCUAUGCCAUCUUCCUGCUCUGCUCCAUCUUCUUUGGGCAGAUGUGAGGCUGACACUGGGGGUCAAAGGUCAACCCUGAUUCGCUUUCCUGUAAGCUGCCACGUCCAGGAGUCCUCUGUCUCCCAGAGGUCCUCGCCCCUAAAACGAAACAACAGUCUCGGCUACAUUGUGCUAAAAGUUAACGUGAUGUAGCACAGACAGAAUAUGCUCGGAUGACGUUGCACGUGCACACACACACACCCACACACACAUAAUACCCAAACACUCACUGUAGUGCAGUGUUUUAAUACACAGCAACACAUAAUGUUCAGCUGUCACCAUGGAGAAAUAAUACAAUAGACUAGUACUCUUGUUUCUUAAGUUUGGAACAGCCGUGUUUGUUUUGAAUGUACGCCCUAGCUGAUGUUACCUUGUUGUGUGGGGAUUCAGUAUGUACAUUUGUGCUAAUGUGUAGCAGUGCUGGGGUACAGUGGCGCAUAGAACUGUUUGUCAGGAACUAGGGACAUAGCAAUAGGACAAAUGGGCAGCGUAGACUUAUGAUGGAGAAAAUGUUAAUAAGAGAUGCAGAUUAUUGUGACUAUAACUGACUGAGUUCCUCCAAAAAGAGGAUUUAUGAAUGAUUUUUUUGUUUUUUUUGCCUCACUGCUUUUAAACAAGUAUUGUUACAAACUAAGUAAAUAAUAGGCUACCGUGAAAUCUAUGAUUUGUAGCGUUUUUAGAAGUGUUAUUACGAUUGGCGACAUGUUUCUAUGAGUGUCAUAACCUGAUUAAAUGCGUACGGGUCUGUUGUAAUAGUUCACUAUGCUAAAGUAUGAUCAAUGUUUGUAAAAAAAAUCUUUCUGUACAUUUUUGUUUUUCAGUAUUACUGUAUAACAAUUAUUAAGUCAACAAGACCAUACUUUUUACUGUUUCUAAAUGUUUACUAAAUAUUUUACAUAGUUUUUCAAAAAAUGAAUGUCAGACAGAGACUAGAUUUGUGAUGUUUUUGAUAUUUGUAAGAACUAGAUAAUAUUCUUCCUAUGAUAUUUGUGAGAAUACCAUAUGUUGUAACUGAAAGACGACGUGUAUAUUUUUUGUCACUUUGGUAAAGUGAUGGUAAAGAAGACUAACGCGUCAGAUCAGCACACUCCACCUAGAUCUAAUGAAAGGAGAAUAGGGUUAUAUUGAAUGUCCCGUUCUAUUCCACUAUUAGGUUAUUUAACCCAGAUUAGAUCCUUUUUCAGCACCUGACCCCCUUGAUUUAGUAUCGUUAUUUAUUAUUUCUGAGAUUUUGCAUAUUUCGUUUAUCAAGUGCUUGUGAUGACAAUAAGCAUUGGUUUGCUCCUCAAAAUAGUAUAUUCUCAAAACCUGUUAUUUAUUUUGAAAAUGGUUUCUUUCAUUACCACAAUGGUAACUUCUAUUAAAUAUAAUUUAGAUUUUUAGAUCGGAUCAAAUGACUCAAACAUUUUUGCCAAAUGAAAGGACUGCAGAAAAUACUCUAUGUGUCAUAGAACUAUUAGUUCUGUUGUUUGCUCUCAGCCACUCAUAAGCAUUUUUAACAUUUUAAAAGAGGCUCACACAGAACCAGUCAAGUUUGGACACACCUACUCAUCUUUAUUUUUGCUAUUGUCUACAUUGUAGAAUAGCAGCGAAGACAUCGAAACUAUGAAAUAACACAUAUGGAAUCGUGUAGUAACCAAAAAAGUGGGAAACAAAUCAAAAUAUAUUUAUAUUUGAGAUUCUUCAAAGUCGCCACCCUUUGCCUUGAUGACAGCUUUGCACACUCUUGGCACUCUUGGCAGCCAGGUUCAUGAGGUAAUCACUUGGAAUGCAUUUCAAUUAACAGAUGUGCCUUGUUUAUUUGUGGAAUUUAUUUCCUUCGUAAUGCGUUUGAGCCAAUCAGUUUUGAUGUGACAAGGUAGGGGUGGUAUACAGAAGAUAACCUUAUUUGGUAAAAGGCCAAGUCCAUAUUAUGGCAAGAACAGCUCAAAUAAGCAAGGAAAAAUUACAGUCCAUCAUUACUUUUAAGACAUGAAGGUCAGUCAAUUCUGAAAAUGUUAAGACAUCUCAACAUCAACUUUUCAGAGGCGACUGCGUGAAUCAGGCCUUCAUGGUCAAAUUGCUGCAGAGAAACCUCUACUAAAGGACACCAAUAAGAAGAAGAGACUUGCUUGGGCCAAGAAACACAAGCAAUGAACAUUAGACUGGUGAAAAUCUGUCCUAUGGUCUGAUGAGUCCAAAUUUGAGUUUUUUGGUUCCACCUGCCGUGUCUUGUGAGACUCAGUAGGUGAGUGGAUGAUCUCUGCACAUGUAGUUCCCACCGUGAAGCAUGGAUGAGGAGGUGUGAUGGUGUGAGGGUGCUUUGCUAGUGACACUGUCUGUCUUAUUUAGAAUUCAAGGCACACUUAGCCAGCAUGGCUACCACAGCAUUCUGCAGCGAUACGCCAUCCCAUCUGGUUUGGGCUUAGAGGGACUAUAAUUUGUUUUUCAACAGGACAAUGACCCAACACACCUCCAGGCUGUGUAAGGGCUAUUUUACCAAGAAGGAGAGUGAUGGGGUGCUGCAUCAGAUGACCUGGCCUCCACAAUCACCCGACCUCAACCAAAUUGAGAUGGUUAGGGAUGAGUUGGACCACAGAGUGAAGGAAAAGCAGCCAACAAGUGCUCAGCAUAUGUGGAAACUCCUUCAAGACUUUUGUAUUCCAGGUGAAGUUGGUUGAGAGAAUGUGUGUAAAGCUGUCAUCAAAGCCAAGAUUGGCUACUUUAAAGAAUCUAAAAUAUAUUUGGAUUUGUUUAACACUUUUUUUGGUCACUACAUGACCAAUAAGUGUUAUUUCAUAGUUUUGAUGUCUUCACUAUAAUUAUACAAUGUAGAAAAUAGUCAAACUAAAGAAAAACCCUUGAAUGAGUAGGUGUGUCCAAACUAUUGACUGGUAAUGUAUGUUGAAGAGGAGUGGGCAGACUGUUGAGUGUUGUACACACUGGUUGCUGGAGCUGCUAAUUAUCCCAGGUGUAGUUACCUGUCGUAUUUUCAGUGUAGGCCUUUAAUAAGUACCUACUUCGAUAGGAAGACCACCAAGGAGUCCCCACUACCAACCAACCUCUUAUAAAUCCUGACUCUGUUAACAGAGCAGGCCAGAGCACCAAAUAGAAGCCUGAUUUAGUUCUGUCAUGAAGCAGCUGUGUUUGAAGUGUGUUCUUCCUCAAUGUUUUGUUCUGUUAGGUUGGAGCCACCAGCUAUUCUAGCACUGAGAUUAGUUUCUUUACAGAUGACCUCUGAUCAUUGAGAACUUUUGUAUGUUGUUGAAUGCAAUAAAUACAAUUUGUGCAAUAACAA